UCUGCGGGCUCGGGCCCCCCACGCCGCUGCCACCCUGAAGUUUCUGGCGGUGCUGCUGGCGGCGGGCAUGCUGGCUUUCCUGGGGGCCAUCAUCUGCAUCAUCGCCAGCGUGCACCCGGCGGGCACGGCCGCCCCCGCCGUUCCCGCCGCCGCCGACAAUGACUCCGCCGCCGCCGCCCUGCUGCCCGCCGCCGACAAGGGGCUGGGGGCGCUGCACGGCCCCGCCGAGGCGCUGGCCAGCGCCGGGCCGCGGGUGCCGGGGCCGCCGCCGCUCUUCAGCCGCUUCGUGUGCACGCCGCUGAGCGCCGAGUGCCCCGGCCCCGCCGCCGCCGGCCCCGAGGAGCUGCUGGCGCUGCGCAGCGCCGCGGCGCAGCUGCGCCGCACGGCGCUGGAGCAGAAGGAGCGCAUCCGCAUGGACCAGGAGACCAUCCGCGAGCUCACCGGCAAGCUGAGCCGCUGCGAGGGCGGCCUGCAGCCCGCCGCCGGCCUCCGCGCCGCCCCGCGCCCCGCCACCAUGGGCCACCCCGCCGACGAGCCGCCCGCCGUGCGGGAGCUGGAGGAGGCCGUCCGCGCCCUCCAGGACCGCAUCGACCGCAUCGAGCAGGAGCUGCCAGCCCGGACGAAUGCCUCGGCGCCCACCUCCCCGGCGCUGACCCGAGACGCACUCCAUACCAAGAUGGAGCAGCUGGAGGAGCAGCUCCUCUCCAAGAUCCUGACGCUGCAGAAGGAGCGCCAGGCGGCCAGCAGUGACCGCAGUCAGCAGCAGCACAACAUUGAGAAGGAGCUGAACUCCCUCCAGAACCGGGUCACCGAGCUAGAGCACGGGCCACCAACCUACAGCCCUCCCGAUGCCUUCAAGGUCACCAUCCCUGUGCAGAACAACUACAUGUACGCCCGCAUGAAGAAGACCCUGCCAGAGCUCUAUGCCUUCACCAUCUGCAUGUGGCUGAAGUCCAAGGCCUCGGGUGGGCUUGGCACCCCGUUCUCCUACUCUGUCCCGGGGCAGGCCAAUGAGAUCGUGCUGCUGGAGUGGGGCACCAACCCCCUGGAGCUGCUCAUCAAUGACAAGGUUGCCCAGCUGCCACUGAGCCUGAAGGACAAGGCCUGGCACCACAUCUGCGUGGCGUGGACCACCCGGGAUGGCAAGUGGGCAGCCUACCAGGACGGCGAGCAACAGGGCGCCAGUGAGAACCUGGCCUCCUGGCACGCCAUCAAGCCCCAGGGGGUGAUAAUCCUUGGCCAGGAGCAGGACACGCUGGGCGGCCGGUUUGAUGCCACGCAGGCCUUCGUGGGGGAGAUCGCGCAGUUCGGCAUCUGGGACCACAUGCUGGCGCCAGCAGAGAUCCUGGCCAUGGCCAACUGCACCUCCCACCUGCAAGGCAACGUGAUCCAGUGGGAAGACCAGGCAGUGGAGGUCUUCGGGGGCGCCGGCAAGGCGAGCUUCGCGGCGUGCGAGGAGAGGAUGAAGGCGUGAGCAGCCCCUCGCCCCCACCACCCAUGGGAAGGAGCACAGCAGCAACCCCCUCCCCAUCCUCCCGGCUGCCGAGGAAGGGGGCGGAAGGAGGCCCCUUCCCUCUCCCGCACCCACAGCCGUCCCAGCGCCGCUGCAGCCUCCUGGCGAGCGUGGGGACCCCCGGCCGGGCUUAGGGAGGAGCCAGGCGCGGCCCCCGCACCCGCAUCCCCGCAGGGGCUGGCGGGUGACGCUGGCGCACCGGGAUGGGGAGGCCCUGGGCAGCCUCUCCCUUGUCCCCACGCCAAGCGCUCGCCUCGCUCCCCACCGGCUGGCCUCUCCAAGAGGACCUUGCUGUACCCACUCCCCACAGCAUGCCCGGGUGCGGCCGGGCUCCCCGGCUCAGCGGCCCCAGCACGCCCCAAGCAUACCUUGCCCCCCAAAACCAUGCGCCACUGAGGGCCAGCAUAGCCCUGAGGAUGGACAGCACCCGGGAGUGUGUUGGGGUAACCAUACUGGUGUUGGGGGCACCCAAACAGCUCUCCCUCCCUUUGCAUUGGGUUAUUUCAUGAUAGCAAAGCUGCAAGGUCUAGCUGCCCCUUUGGUGCCCGGGGCUGGCAGCCUGCUCCUGUGGGGAGGUGGUGGGGCUUGCAGCAGGUGCUGACGCAGGUGGUUUUAAGGAUGGGAGUCCAAGGUGAGGUUUGUUCUGACAGCAGGUUUAUUUUAAGGAGUAAAACAGCAUGCUCUGGUCCACGAGACAGAGGCCUUGGCUGGCCAGGGGAGACUGGAGAGCUUUCCAUCAUAAAUCAGGACUGGGAUGUGGAAGAGCAGAAGACGUAAGGAGCUGGGCAUAUAACUGCUGCUGGGCUGCUAGGGAAACCCCAGCCUCCUUUAUUUAUUUAUUUAUUUAUUUAUAGUUGUUGGUAUAACUCAUUUCCUUCCUCUAUUUGACUCCAGCAGGACCCAGAGACUUUUAUCUGCCCCAAGCACUAGUUCUAGUGGGGUGCCAUCAGUGGCCUCAGGUGACCAGAUCCCCCAAACACCUGCCAUUUAUUUAUUUAUUUAUUUUUAAUGCCCUGAUAUUCAGUUUUGUGAGCCUGUACUUCAAAUAAGCCUAAAGGCUUAGCCGUGAACUGUUCAACAGAAGCCAUCAGCAUAUUCCCUACCUUCCCCUUCAGCUCUCCUUCUACUGCCCCAUUUUUCAAAUGCGUAUAGCUUCCUUCCCUGGGGAAAGCAAGUGGGACUGCUCCUGCCAUGGGUGGCAAAGCUGAUGGCAAUCCUGUUAAGAAGCUCGUGUUCACUAGGGCUGUAUAUAUCUAAUUGAAAACGUCCAUGGCCAGGGAGUCAGUGAACGCUGCUGGUUCGUCCGAGUGUCAUAAACACAAACCUGCGUGUGGAUGUUUGUCAGCUGUCGUGGCACUGGCAUGAAAAAAUGAGAGUAUCAGGCACUGCGGCCCUCCUCACCUGCAGCCUGCUGGCUGAGGUGGCCAGGAGCACUGCGCACGUCCCAGCCCGCCGAGGCCAUUUCAGUAGCUGCCUUUACAGCCAAAACAGAGAGGAAAAACAGAUCAAACCCUGCCAAGAGCCAUUGCCACCUUCUCCCACGUGGAGGGAGAGGAGCAGACGGAGCAGUGGAGUCAGCGUCUGGUGAUGCAGAGAGCUAAACCCAGCGCUUUUACAGCUGAAGAGGAGCCUUGUGAGUUUUUCAUGGUUUUUUUUUUUUUUUUGGUUUGUUUGGGUUUUCUUGGUAUAACAGCCCCAGAGCAGGGCUGCGAAGGACCUUGAGAUUAGGUGAUCGUCCUUUUGUCUCAAGGCAGGGUGUCUCAGAGAAAGCUUGAAAGCUUUUAGCAUGACUCAUCUUGUCUGCUAGAAAGGUGUUAAGGAGAUUUUGAAAAAAGAAAAAAAAAAAAAAUCAUCUCGUUGCCUUUCCACUUAAUGCAGAGGGUGAAAGGGAGCCUUUGCCGCCCGGCCAGAGGAGGAAUGGGCACCGUGGGGCCAGGGCGCCCUCCUCCUGCCAGGGAGGCGAAGGGAGGAUUCACGAGGGCAGAUCCUCCCCCGAGCUUAUUCCUGUGCCUCCGUAGCCUGUACGCGGCACUUCUGCCCUGAGGGGAGUCAGGCUUUGGAGGCAGAGGGAGGCGAUGCUGUGAAAAAUAGCUAGUAGUCCUGUUGCCAGGAUGCUGCUGUUUCUCGCAGACCUUCGUGGUACCCGUGGCCCCUCUUGGCUCAGCUCUAGCAUGGCUGGUUGUUUGGGGGUUGGGGGGGGGGGGGUUAUUUGUUUUCUCCUUCCCACCCUCGAAGGAGUGAGGCUGCUCCCCGUGGCCAGGCAGGAGCAGCCCGGUGCUAAGAGGAGCAAGAAGCAGUACUGCAGCAGUGUGGCCAUGCCUGUGAGAUCACCACCGUGCCACCUCCCACGGAGGGGCUCUGAGGCACUUCUGCGGUGGCUGGGGAAGCUCAACGGCUGGAGGAGACCACCGGGGAAAGCGUGUCCCCCCCCCCCCCCCCCGGGUGCACACAGCUCUGGUCAUGGCACAGCUCUUACACGGAGUAAAGCCGGGCAAGAAGGGAUGAGGAAUACGAUCCCAGCUGGAGGAGCCCCUCUGGCCCCCAUCGUUUUGAGGGGUGACUUGCCUGUGGGGGG
Molecule: messenger RNA, 4088 nt
Organism: Dromaius novaehollandiae (emu)
Lineage: Eukaryota; Metazoa; Chordata; Aves; Casuariiformes; Dromaiidae
Gene: NPTXR
Product: neuronal pentraxin receptor
Exons: 5
Coding region: 68-1474 (468 amino acids)
Source: RefSeq, a predicted model, not a curated record